Closterium sp. Naga37s-1 is the source of this 771-nucleotide messenger RNA. NCBI's taxonomy places the organism in Eukaryota, Viridiplantae, Streptophyta, Zygnematophyceae, Desmidiales, Closteriaceae. The record is from the annotation of a GenBank genome assembly.
AUGGAUCCCGCGUCAGCAAACAAAUCUGCCACGUCAGCUGGUGGGGAUGGCAGCAGCAGCAGGCAAUGGCUGCAUGAAGAGGAUUUUGGAUUCUGUGAGAGCUGGAGCACGAAUGGAUGUGGCUGGUCCUCAAUGCAUCGGUGUGACAACCACCCUUACUGUGUCAACCGGGACAUGGGUGCGGACAUGGUGAAGAGCCAGUGCACUGCUCUGGAUGAAUGGGCGAAGAUCCAGAAAGACGCCGCCGCCGCUGCUGCUGUUGCUGCAGCUGCUGCGAAGAAAGCAGACGAUUCGACUGCAGCAGUUGCCAACGCUGGUACUGCGAGCGGUAACUCCACCUCAGAGAACGGUGCUGCUGUUAUGCCAUCAAACAAUUCUACUGAAACUGUUGCUGCUGCUGCUGCUGCUGCUGCUGGUGCUGCUGGUGCGAGCGGUAACUCCACCUCAGAGAGCAGUAACCCUGUUAUGCCAUUAAACACCACGUCAGCCUCACGCCCAGGCUCAUCUCGUAGGAGUGGGAAAUGGUCGGAGAAGAGAGGAGACGCUGGAGGGGCUGAUAGUGGUAACAAGUCAGAGCAGGGAGGGGGAAAGGAAGCGGUACAGGGAGGGAAGAAUGGGGGGGAGAAGGGAGAGGGGGCGGGGGGGGAGAAGACAGCAGGGGCUGCCAGCGCGUGUGGGCUUCACGACCCGAAUGCCAACGACCUUGGCAUUGCACGUGGACAGCGCAGCCGCGCUAUUAGGGAAAGCGAUGCUGUGCUUGCGCCCAAAUAG